Messenger RNA from Xiphophorus maculatus (southern platyfish), 2584 nucleotides. RefSeq names its product StAR related lipid transfer domain containing 10 (gene stard10). Bases 602 to 1390 code for a protein of 262 amino acids. Gene Ontology annotation, molecular function: lipid binding. Lineage: Eukaryota; Metazoa; Chordata; Actinopteri; Cyprinodontiformes; Poeciliidae. The transcript has 8 exons. The record is from RefSeq and is a predicted model, not a curated record.
UAACUGUUUCAAUUUUGCCCCUGAAGAGUUUUUCUAGUCUAGUCAUCUAAACGCCACACGUGUGCAUGUGUAGCUGUGAGCGUUACGAGGAGCACCUGAAGGUAACACGGGGAGGUGCAAUUUCAAUGUAGCUUUCCCUGCGUCGCUCGGUUUCUCCUCCUCCUUUUCCUUUUUAUUUCCCUUGCCUGCAUCUCCACCACCACCACCUGCACCGCAGACAUGGAGACCUUCCGCUAAUUCCUGUAAAGUGACGGAAUAAACAUCUGAAAGAAAAGGCAAAGGGGGAGACAACGAGGGCUGAGGUGGACCAUAGAGCUGGAAGGAGGCUGAAAGAAGGGGUGACAAGCGGAAAGACAGAAACAUAUGGUUGGACAGAAAGGCGUUUUAUUUUACUGAGGACUGCCGAAGCGGACAGAAACUUCUUCAACCGCCGUUUGUUCAAGGAGGAUUGCGGUGUUUGGACCUGCCUGGACGCGCGCGCACACACGCUCACAGAGAGCAUCACAAGACGCGGCGCAGCCUUACAAACGCUUCCUGUACGGGGGAAAUUUAAUUAGACAACUUAUUGGCACCGAAGAGGAGCUUCUCACGGCAACAAGCCAUGUCUGGCCAGACAGUGACCAUCCCGGACGACAGGGCGUUCGCAAGCUUCAAGGCGGAGUGCCUGUGCGAAGAGGGCUGGACCAUGACCUACACCAAGGGGGGCAUCACGGUGUGGACCCAGGUGCUGGAGGAGGGCAAAUCCGUCCAUAAAAUUAAGUGUCGUAUGGUAUGUAAGGAUGUGCCGGCUGAGACGAUGUACGAUGUUCUCCAUGACAUUGAAUACAGAAGAAAGUGGGACUCAAAUGUCAUCGAGACCUUUGAUAUUGGGAAGCUCACAGUGAAUGCAGAUGUUGGAUACUACUCAUGGAAGUGUCCGAAACCUCUCCGGAAUCGGGAUGUCAUCACUCUUCGCUCCUGGCUGCCAAUAGGGAAGGAUUACAUCAUCAUGAACUACUCUGUUAAGCAUGCCAAAUACCCUCCUAAAAAGGACAUGGUGCGGGCUGUUUCCCUUCAGACAGGCUACAUGAUUCAGAGCCAGGGACCAACCAACUGUACCCUCACUUAUAUGGCCCAGGUAGAUCCACGAGGCUCAUUACCCAAGUGGGUUGUCAACAAAUCUUCUCACUUCCUCGCUCCCCGCGCAAUGAAAAAGAUCAGCAAAGCCUGUCUGAAGUAUGCCGAGUGGAAGCAGAGACACGGGCCCAACUUCAAGCCCUGGCUGUACCCCGAACAGACCACCUUAGCUACAAUCCCACUCUCGGAGCUGAGCAUUCAGCGCGCGGAGAGCCUGGAGAAUUUCGACGAGAGCUCUUUGGCCGAGACUAAUGAGAGAGAAGACAGCGACUAAACCAAACAUGUUCAUACAAACAGCAAUGCAGGGAUACAUAAAUGCUUAAUAAACGUCCCAUCAUUACAUGUAUGUAUAUGUGAUUCUGUCUGUACAUUGGAUAUUGGUCAUGAAAUGCAUAUGCAAACAUAUCAAUGAGGAUAGGUAUGACAGGACAGGCACACGGAUAAACUUUACCAACUCAGUCACAUUUACAUACACGUAUGAACACAGACACGUCACAUAAACAAGGAGCACAAACAAUACUAUUAGAAGUAAAUAAACUAAUAUUUGAUGUGCUCAAAGUAGCAGUAAAGAUUAUUUUUUUCCUUUUAAAGGGAUGUUGUUUUUUAAUGCAGAGUUUCAUGUCAACUAUAUACAUAGAUUCUUGUUGUAGCACUUAGACUUUCAAAACUUUUACACAUCUUUUCACCUUGCAACCACAAACGUCUUUGUAUUUUAUUGACUAUGAGAUCAUCCAACACACAGUAGACUGUAACAAUAAAGUGCAAUGGAUUUUUUAUUUUAUUUAUUUUAACUGGACCCUUUCCAUUUGGUGAUUUUUGAAGGAAUUUUGUUGGACUGGAUAUUUGGGAUCUCAAAGUAAAGAUGGUCUGAACACAAGUCAAGCUUUCAGAUUAUAUAUAUAUUUUUAAACUAAGGUGUAAAACAAUUAAUCAUUUCCCAUUCAAGUUGUAAUUUUGCACCCCUUUGUGUUGGCAUGCACACAAAUCCAAAUAAAAUACGACGAAGCUUGUGGUUGUAAUAAGACAAAAUGUAAAAGUUUAUUGGGCAUAAAUAAUUUUGCAAAGAACUAUGCCUUUAAUAAACCAUUUGCACACAAAGUUUAACAUGCAUAUUGAUUCUACAUAUGACCUAUCAAGAUCCAAUAUUUUCACAAUUAGUUACAUGAUCUCUGAGCUCCAGAAAUAUACAUCCAAACAUGCUGCACCAGUGGACUCAGACCUGUAUUAGUCUCGAUCUUUAAGUCUCUCAGUCUGCAGUGUGUCUCCAUGACAUUUUCUUAGCACAUAAUUAUGCAGGUGUGCAGAAGGCAGCUGGAACCCACAACCCAACCUUCAUCCCACCUUUUUUUUUGGUCACACACAGACAAAUGCAGAUUUACAUUCAUGCAAUGACAGCUUCUUAAUUUGGGAGAUGUCUGAAUGUAUGUAUACUUUAAAUAAAUACAUAUUCCUACAAAGGUUUCCAUCA